This is a messenger RNA of Pediculus humanus corporis (human body louse), 342 nucleotides long. RefSeq lists its product as uncharacterized. Lineage: Eukaryota; Metazoa; Arthropoda; Insecta; Psocodea; Pediculidae. Bases 1 to 342 code for a protein of 113 amino acids. The record is from RefSeq and is a predicted model, not a curated record. The transcript has 2 exons.
AUGGGUUUCGAUUACGAAGAUGAUACAAAUAAUGUUAAUAAUCGCGGGGAUUCGGACUUUAAAUCAAUAAAUGGUACCGAUAAUAAAGAUAAAGUACCGGAAGCUGUUAAUUUAGAACUCGUUAACAUGGUACCUUAUACCAACGGAAACGGUACGAGUUAUGGAGUGCCCGUUAACGGAAUACCCGCGAAAAAAGAUUCCGAAACCGUUGAUAUGAGUUCUCCGUAUGACGAAUAUUUUGUGCCAGUAAACGAACAUAAAAAAUACAUGAGGUUAAUGAAAAACAAAAAAAAUGUUAAAGUCAGUAAUAUUUCCCGUUGUUUGUUAGUUAAUUACUCGUAA